Rhinichthys klamathensis goyatoka is the source of this 1793-nucleotide messenger RNA. RefSeq names its product protein disulfide isomerase Creld1 (gene creld1b). The transcript has 10 exons. The record is from RefSeq and is a predicted model, not a curated record. Gene Ontology annotation, molecular function: calcium ion binding. The coding region runs from base 28 to 1248 and encodes 406 amino acids. Lineage: Eukaryota; Metazoa; Chordata; Actinopteri; Cypriniformes; Leuciscidae.
UGUGUGUGUGUGUGUGUGCAGGUCGGGAUGUGGUGGUCCUGGCCCCUGGUGUCAGUGCUGGUGCUCUGCUCUCUGCUGUCGGUGGGGACCGUGAGAACCGCUCCAUGUCAGACCUGCCGCAAACUCACUGAGCGCUUCAUCCAGGGUUUGGAGCGAACAGCCAAUAAGAAUUUUGGAGGAGGGAAUACGGCUUGGGAAGAGGAGAAACUGGCCAAAUAUACACGCAGUGAGACGCGUCUGUUAGAGAUCGUAGAGGCGGCCUGUGACAAAUCUGACUUUGAAUGCAACCGGCUGCUGGAGCAGAUCGAGGACCAGGUGGAGACGUGGUGGUUUCACAGACAGCAAGAAUCUCCAGACCUGUUCGAAUGGCUGUGCAUCGAGGAGCUCCGACUGUGCUGCCCGUCUGGACACUACGGGCCUGAAUGUGCAGAGUGCCCCUCCGGCCCUGCAGGAGUGUGUGGAGGUCUGGGCCGCUGUGAGGGUGAAGGCACUCGUCUGGGAGACGGAGAGUGUGUGUGUGACCCGGGAUACUCCGGCGCUCUGUGUCAGGACUGUGCCGAUGGAUAUUACCGGGAGAAGAGCUCCAAUCACACACAGCCGCCCUGCUCAGCUUGCCAUUAUUCGUGUAAGAAGUGCAGAGGUCCCCAAGACAACAGAUGUCAGGACUGUAAGCCUGGGUGGAUCCUUCACAGCAACAAGUGUGUGGAUGUGGACGAGUGUGGCACUGAGUUGGCUCGCUGUCCUUCGAACACGUACUGCUUCAACACAGACGGCUCUUAUGAAUGCAGAGGUUGUGAUCAGGCGUGUGUGGGCUGCAUGGGGAGCGGACCGGCUCGCUGUAAGAAAUGCUCUCGAGGCUUCAGAAUCACUGGGGCAAAGUGUUUAGACAUCGAUGAGUGUGCGGAGAGAGCCAUCGCCUGCCCUGGACUCAAUGAAGCGUGUGUUAAUGAGGAGGGUUCGUUCCGCUGCGAGUGUGCCGAGGGAUUCAUCCGACGGGAAAGCAUUUGUGUGGAGAAUCUGCCACCUACGGGUCCAGAGAAGGGUUUGUUCGAUGACAUGACGGAUGACGAGGUGCUCGUCCUCCAGCAGAUGUUCUUCGGUGUGGUGAUCUGUGCGCUCGCUACUCUCGCCGCUAAAGGAGACAUGGUGUUCACCGCUAUCUUCAUUGGUGGCGUGGCGGCGAUGGCGGGAUACUGGCUCUCGGAGAAGGGAGACCGCGUGCUCGACGGGAUCCUGAAGGGACGCUGAUGAUCGAGGGAGUCCACAGGGAACGUGAAGCUCCGGGAUCAGUCGUGGCUCGAGGAAUGCAUGUCAGGACGUGCUUCUGGGUAAUGAUGACGACGCUGCUGCUGAAAAGCUCUUUUACAACACUGUGUUUCAACAGCUCAGCUGCUGCUGUGUUUAUGAAACGCCACACGGUCAGCGAAGGGAUAUGGAGACGUGUGCAACCCGUUCAGGGAGAAAGACUGUACAUAUGUUGGCAUGGACGUAUUGGCACUCUCACCACAUUAAAGGAAUAGUUCAGGCUAUAAUAAACAUUUCCUGAUUAUUUACUCACCUAAAGGCCAUCCCAGAUGUUCAUGACUUUCUUUACUCAGCCAAAGAGAAAUGAAGGUUUUGGAGGAAAACGAUCUAAUGUGAGUGAAUGGGGCUCAACGUCGACCAUUAAGGCCCUUGCACACUGAGUCCGAAAUUUCCGAACGUUAAAAAAUAAAUACGACCUCACGUUAUGUCUAUCACGCUUGCACACUGCCUCCGAAACUUUCGUCCGUCAUAAAAAAAAUCAAAUCAGG